Melospiza melodia melodia is the source of this 1872-nucleotide messenger RNA. It is a transcript of the gene HSF4, whose product is annotated as heat shock transcription factor 4. Bases 100 to 1569 code for a protein of 489 amino acids. The record is from RefSeq and is a predicted model, not a curated record. NCBI's taxonomy places the organism in Eukaryota, Metazoa, Chordata, Aves, Passeriformes, Passerellidae. Gene Ontology annotation, biological process: regulation of DNA-templated transcription. The transcript is spliced from 13 exons. Gene Ontology annotation, molecular function: sequence-specific DNA binding; DNA-binding transcription factor activity.
UGAAUUGGCAAAAUGUCUGCUCCAGUGCCAGAACUGUGGCAUUACAUCCCUUGUCUGAAUAUUGUAUUAUCCUUGAGGUGGACAUAGAAUAUUCCAGGUAUGCAGAGAAGGGGCUGCAGCUGUUCCUUCCAGCUCUGUUUGGCACUUCACAGAGCUCAGAAUGGCACCAGCUUCCAUGUGUUCGACCAAGGCCGCUUUGCCAAGGAGGUGCUGCCCAAGUAUUUCAAGCACAACAACAUGGCCAGCUUUGUCAGGCAGCUGAACAUGUAUGGCUUCAGGAAGGUGGUGAACAUCGAGCAGGGCGGGCUGGUCAAGCCUGAGAGGGACGACACUGAGUUCCAGCACCUCUGCUUCCUGCAGGGCCACGAGCACCUCCUGGAGCACAUCAAGAGGAAGGUGUCAGUAGUGAAAAGUGAGGAGACCAAGAUGCGCCAGGAGGACCUCAGCAGGUUGCUAUACGAGGUACAGAUUCUGAGAAGUCAGCAGGAGAACAUGGAGUGUCAAGUGCAGGACAUGAAGCAACAAAAUGAAGUUCUUUGGCGGGAAGUUGUUUCUCUGCGGCAGAACCACUCACAGCAACAGAAAGUCAUCAACAAGCUGAUUCAGUUUCUGUUUGGCCAGCUCCAAUCAAGCCCCAGCAGCUCUGGGAUAAAGAGGAAGCUGCCUCUGAUGCUUGACAACGGGAUCUCAGCUCCACCAGUGCCCAAGUUCAGCAGGCAUUUGUCCCCAGAGCCCCUCCACGAGCCCUACUUCAUCCAGUCGCCCUCGACAGAGCCUGCCUCUUGCUUAAACAGCCCCGCAAUUGCUGGAGGACCCAUCAUAUCUGAUGUUACUGAAGCAUCACCAUCCAGCAUCAUGAAUAUGCAAUCCACUCCUGAAAAUGACAGGGAGAAGUGCCUGAUGCUGAUCAAGGAGGAGCCAGUGAGCCCUGGGGUGAAGGGCAGCGCCGAGCCCGAGGUGCCCCUGCCCGGCUGCCGCGCCUGCUCCGAGCCCCCGGUGCUGCCCGUGGCCAUGGUCCAGUCUGUCCUGGAGGGCAAGGGCAGCUGUGCUGCAGCCCCCCCAGGGACCUCCCAGGCACCUGAGAGGAGAGGCAGGAGGGCCCUGCUGGACAGAACAGAUAUUUCAGACCCGUUGGAGGGCACUGACUGGAGCCUGGAGGGGCUGCAGCUGCUGCUGAGGAGCCAGCAGUACAGCCUGGAGCCUGCCAGCCUCUUGGAUGUCUUUAAUCCCAAUUUAUCUCUGAGUGAGUGGAAUGUGACUGAAAUGGAAGCCAGUCUGCCCCCGAUGCAGCGACUCACAGUGGAUCUGGAGAAGAGUGCAACUGAGCUGCCCCCAAAAGUGUUCAACCCACCAUUCAACACCACCUGCCCAGGGAAAGAUGUCAUCCUUGAGAGUGCCCAGCAGUUCCUCCUCGACCGUCAGUCCAUCUUUGGGAACGACCUCCUCAGCUUGCCUGAAAAUUCCUCACUUUAUGUUCCUUCUGAAAAUAUAGCUUCCUACAUGUCCUCUGGGGGUGUCCAAGGGGAUAUCCCUCUAAACCUGAGUUCUUCCACGGACAACAGCCAGUGAUUUAGCUCCCAAGAAACAAAACCUCCCUCCCAAAUAUCCACAGGUUUGAAUGUGAAGAAACAAAACUGACUCAGAAAACUGCAAGAGAGUUUCUUUUUGUACCCUUUUUUUUUUUUUUUUUUUUUAGUAGGUGGAAAUGGUCAGUAGCUGUUGCAUUACCCUCCCUGCACCUCGAUUUCAGUGUUUUUUAAAACAAAACACUACUUCUGGUGCGUGCUCUGAGGGGGAGUGAGAACUUGCCAGGAUUUUUUUUCCUUGAAAAUGCUUUAGAAAUUUCAAAUCUUUUAAUGAAAUUUAAGUGAA